This is a messenger RNA of Homalodisca vitripennis (glassy-winged sharpshooter), 4104 nucleotides long. RefSeq names its product eukaryotic translation initiation factor 3 subunit A (gene eIF3a). Gene Ontology annotation, cellular component: eukaryotic translation initiation factor 3 complex, eIF3e; multi-eIF complex; eukaryotic translation initiation factor 3 complex, eIF3m. The transcript is spliced from 20 exons. Bases 163 to 3519 code for a protein of 1118 amino acids. Gene Ontology annotation, molecular function: translation initiation factor activity; mRNA binding. Gene Ontology annotation, biological process: formation of cytoplasmic translation initiation complex; translation reinitiation. The record is from RefSeq and is a predicted model, not a curated record. NCBI's taxonomy places the organism in Eukaryota, Metazoa, Arthropoda, Insecta, Hemiptera, Cicadellidae.
AGUAACUUCCUGUGAAGACGUAACCAUUGGUUCUUUCAUUGCGAAUUAUCGCGUGUUUUGGUGGUUGGCAUAAAAAUUUUGUGAAUGCAAAACUAAAUACAAUUGGGAGGCUUAGUACCUCAAUUGUUACCGGAAUACUGACUGUUAUAAUCAGGAAAUAAUAUGGCUCGGUACGGCCAACGUCCAGAAAACGCCCUUAAAAGGGCCAAUGAAUUCAUUGAAGUAGGAAAACCUGCUCGAGCACUUGAUACACUCUACGAGGUCUUCAAGAACAAAAAAUGGGCCUACAAUUGGAGCGAGAGUGUGCUCGAACCUAUCAUGUUCAAGUACUUGGACCUCUGUGUCGAGCUCAAGAAGUCUCAUAUUGCGAAAGAAGGAUUGUUCCAGUACAGAAACAUGUUUCAGUCGGUGAACGUAGGAUCACUGGAGAAUGUUAUACGAGGAUAUCUGAAGACAGCGGAGGACCGAACCGAGGCCGCCCGGGAGCAAAGUCAGCAAGCAGUCAUCGAUAUAGAUGACCUUGACAAUUUGGCCACUCCAGAAAGCAUCCUGUUGAGUGCUGUAAGUGGAGAGGAUGCUCAGGACCGCAGUGACCGCACCAUCCUGACUCCUUGGGUCAAGUUCCUCUGGGAGUCGUACUGUCAGUGCCUGGAACUCCUCCGGACUAAUGCACAUGUCGAGACUCUGUAUCAUGAUAUUGCUCGGAUGGCUUACCAGUUCUGUCUCAAGUAUAACCGCAAGACAGAGUUCCGCAAACUGUGUGAGAAACUGCGCAAACACUUGGAGGACAUCGCCAAGCUACCGGUGCUAGUCGCCAACGUGAGCCUGAACAAGCCGGAGACGCAGCAGUUCAACCUGGACACUCGGCUGGUACAGCUGGACUGUGCUAUACAAAUGGAGUUGUGGCAGGAAGCGUACAAAGCCACAGAGGACAUUCAUGGGCUGAUGAACCUCUCCAAGAAACCGCCUGUACCCAAGACCAUGGCUAACUAUUAUCACAAAUUGGCUAUGGUGUUUUGGAAGGCUGGCUACUACUUGUUCCAUGCAGCCGCACUCUUCAAGUUAUUUCAGCUCAGCAAGGAUAUGAAGAAGAAUAUGACUGCUGAUGAAUUACAGAGAAUGGCUUGCCGUGUUCUGUUGGCCACACUGUCUAUCCCUCUUCCGUCAGCCCACCCAGAAUUCGACAGGUUCAUAGAGACAGAUAAGAGCCCCCUGGAGAAGGCCCAGCGUUUGGCAAUACUGCUGACGCUGCCUCAACCACCCACCAGAGCAUCCUUGCUCAAGGACAUUGUACGCCUGAAUGUGGUGGGGUUAGCGUCGCCGCCAUUGCAGGAGUUGUACAACUGCCUCGAGGUGGAGUUCUCGCCGUUGACACUGUGCCGUCAGGUGACAGCGGUGUGCGACGGUCUGGUGGGCGAGGACAACCGUCAGUACGUGGCCCCGCUACAGGACGUCACACUGGUCCGCCUCAUCCGCCAAGUGUCUCAGGUCUACCAGACCAUCAAGUUCAACCGCCUUCUGGAACUGGCUCACUUCACCACUCCCUUCCACAUGGAGCGGUUGCUCGUGGAGUGUGUCCGUCACAACGACAUGCAGAUCCGGAUAGAGCAUGGCACUGGGUGUGUGCACUUCGGCACAGAUCUGUCCGAGAGUCAGAGGGAAGACCACCCCGAGGGUCCUACAUUGCAGGAAAUGCCUAGCGAGCAAGUGCGCAACCAACUCAUCAACAUGUCCAACGUGUUGUACAAGAGCAUGCAGGUCAUCAAUCCCAACCUUCACAAGGUGGAGAGAGACAGGCAACGACAGCAGAUGGUGCAGUACUACUUUGACACCAAAUUGCGGGAACAUCAGCGCAUACUUGGCCGGCACAAGAUUAUUGAGGACCGUAAGGAGUUGCUGGAGAGGAUGAACUCUGUCCGGGAGGAAGAAGAGGCACGUCGGGCAGAGGAGGCAGCAAGACAGCAGGCGUUGGCCGAGCACCGCCGACUAGAACAGGAGAGAGAGGAGAGGGAGCGCAAACGCCAGGAGAACGAGAUACAGCAGAUCAAGGACCGUCACCUCAAGGAGAAGAUGCAGCAGAUCUCCCAGACCUCGCAUGGUCAGAAAGUGCUUAAGAAGUUAGACGAAGAUGAAAUCAAGAAAAUGGACGCAGAUCAGAUUGCAGCCAAAGAGGCGGAGGAGCUGCAGAAAGAGCGCAAGGAAAUGCAGCAGAAGUUAAAGAGUCAAGAAAAGAAGGUGGAUUAUUUUGAACGUGCUAAACGAAUAGAGGAGAUACCUCUCAUGAAGAAAAGUUUUGAUGAGAAAGAGGUCUUGGACCGGAAGUUUUGGGAGCAACAAGAAGCUGAGAGGCUAGCGAUGGUGAUUGCCGAGAGGAAGCUGGCCGUGGAUCACCGCGAGAGAUUGGAGCGCAUGCAUGCCGAUCGAGAUAUCUUCUUUGAGAAGAUCAAAGCUCAGAGGAAUGCUGCUUUCCAGGAAAAGCUUCGAGAGUUUGAGGCGAAAUUGGCAGAGGAAAGAAAGAAACGCCUACUAGAACGUAAAAUCAAGAGGAAAGAGGCGAGACGAGAAGCUUGGUUGAAGGAGCGUGAAGAAGAAGCCAAACGAAAGGAGGAGGAAGAACAAAGAAAGAAGGAGGAAGAAGAAAGGCUUAAAAAAGAAGAAGAGGAAAGGUUGGAAGCAAUCCGAAAGGCUGAAGAACAAGAAAGAUACAAGAAAGAGAAAGAAGUGAGGGACAGACAGGCGGAGAUUGCUCGGCAGAGAGAGGAAGAGGCCAGUAGAAGGUUGGAGGAAAAAGAGAAGGCACUGGCAACAUCUUGGAGGAAAGAUGAAGAGAAACCAAGAGGAGGUAGAGGAGGAUAUGACAGAGAACGAUCAGACAGACGAGAUGAAGAUCCUGCUCCUUCUUCUUGGAGAAGAGGAGGAGACCCGGUCAAACCUAGUGAAUCGAAGUGGAAGUCUUCAAAAGUGGGAUUAAGCCGAGACGAUCGUAGACUUGGUGAUGAUGACAGAGACGACAGGGGUGAAAGAGGAGGUCCGCCAAUGAGAGACAGGUAUGGUGACAGAGACAGAGGUGGUCGGGACUAUGACCGGAGAGACAGAGACUAUGGCCGGGACAGAGACCAGGGCGGCUUCGACAGAGACAGAGACAGAGAUAGGGGAGGCUUUGGAAGCAGAGAUGACAGAGAUAGAGGCUUCGGUAGUCGUUAUGAUAGACCCUCAGACAGAGAUCGAGAGCGGCCCAAAGAAAGCAGCUGGAGAACCAAGGAUCCGGAACCAGAGUCAGACUCGAGACGUCCACCAAUGAGGAGAGGAAUGGAAGACCGGAUUACAGGUCGCAGUCCUGUCAGACGUGACGAGAGGAGGGGUGGAGGAGACAAGACCGAGUGGAGGACUCAGAAGAGUGAAGCUCCACCUCCAGCCAGAGCUCCUGCACAAGAGCCCAAGCCCGCACCAGCACCUGCAGCAGCUCCAGCAUCGGCAGAAGACCAGGAUGACAGUUGGCAUACAGUCGGAAGACGCUAACUCUGGAUCUGAAUCUUCCGCAAACUUGUUUUAGGCUUAGGAUUUUGAUUAAUAUUUCAGUUAGGGUGUUUGUACCAUAUUAUUAUAUUCAUUUGGUUUAUAAAAUGAAAUGGAGAACGUGGUACGAUAUAAUCAACAGCUUUUAGUUUAUAUAAAUUUCAAACAUUUUUGUGACUUGUAAAAGUUAUGUUGUUAGAUAUAUAUAUAUAUAAAACAAUAAAAUAAAAGUUACAUCAAUAUUUUUACUUUAUUUCCUUAAUUUUCAUAAUUUUCCUUUUUCAUAAUUUAGUUUUUGGUGUAUAGACUGCUGUUGAAACAUCACAAUUCUUUGUAAAGCUUAAUAUUGCAUGAUUUCAGUUCAUAAACCAGUUUAGCUUUUUAUGAUCAGGCGGUGGAAUUUGGGAUGUUUUAUAUUAAUUUAUUCUAUCUUUAUUCUUACUCCAAGGUAUAUUUAAAAUUAAAUUUAGGUUUGAAUUAUAUGGUUUAACCGUAGAUUUGUCUCUAAGUUAAAUUACUUAUUCUCUCACUAUGCGAUCAGAUACUUUUGUAAAUUGCUUAUUAAGUUGCAAUAAACCAUUCAUAUUA